Molecule: messenger RNA, 801 nt
Organism: Papaver somniferum (opium poppy)
Lineage: Eukaryota; Viridiplantae; Streptophyta; Magnoliopsida; Ranunculales; Papaveraceae
Exons: 2
Coding region: 1-360 (119 amino acids)
Source: RefSeq, a predicted model, not a curated record
AUGAAAAAGGAGGCUAGAAAUGGGUCGGGUAAAAACCGGUUGGGUUUACUCACUGCUGGUAAUAAGAAGGGAAAUAAGGGCAAUAUUAAUAACUCGGUCUCAAAAGAAACUAGGGCACAAAAUGUUGAUGUAAUUGAGAAGAGUGGAACUGGGGAGAAAGAUGGGGUAUCUGCUGAAUCUCGUUUGCUUACUGAUGCUGAGAUUGGGGUGACGAAGAAAACUGCAAUGGACUGUUCUUCUGAGGGCAUGGUUUCUGCAACACCCGCUUCUGCUACUAAUUCUCGGGGAAAUAUGGAGCAGGAGCAAUCCUUUUGGAUGACAAUGGACGAUGCAAGCAAGCCAGAGCAUCCUCUGGUCUAACUACAGGUCCAGAAGAAGCGGAGUGUAUUGCCCUAAAGGAUGCUAUUGUAUGGGCCUUGUCUCUUAAGGAAACUUCUAAUAUCUUUUUUGUGGGAGAUUGCAAGAAUGUUAUGGAGUCCCUUGGAGAUUUUAACCCCAACUUAGGAUGGAGGGCAAAGAAAAUUAUGAAUGAGUUCAGUCUUUAUUUGGUUGUUUCAAAAACUGUUUUUCUGUUUUCCUUAGGAGAGACUUUAUUGAGCCAGUUGAUACCCUUGCGAAAGGGAUUAGGAUUUCUACAGUAGUAUCUUUUUCAAGUUUGAAUAUGUCACAUGCUGAGAGUGCUAGUUUCUUUGAAACCUUAUGUCAAGGACAAUGUCCUACUUUGACUUAAGUAAAGAAAUUUUCUUUUUCUAUCAAAAAGAAAAAAAGAAAAAAAUUACACGAAAACAUUUUAUUUUGGUU